CGUGGCUACAGACGCCCAAAACCUGUACACACGUUCCCACUGCACCAUGUACCGAACGCUCCGGCCUCUCGCGCGCUUGCGUUGCCUCCUGCAGGAUCCAGCCUCAGGGUCAACUCCAGGCGUGGGUGGCGCGGCAAUCUUCCCACUCUGGUCUCACAGCGCCGCUCGAAUGAUCCCAGUUAUUAAAGCUUUCGGCAUCUUGAAGCGAGCAGCUGCUGAAGUUAACCAGGAUUAUGGUCUUGAUCCAAAGAUUGCGACUGCAAUAAUGAAGGCAGCAGAUGAGGUAGCUGAAGGUAAAUUGAAUGAUCAUUUUCCUCUUGUGGUGUGGCAGACUGGGUCAGGAACGCAGACAAAUAUGAAUGUAAAUGAAGUCAUUAGUAACAGAGCAAUUGAAAUGUUAGGAGGUGAACUCGGCAGCAAGAAACCUGUUCAUCCCAAUGAUCAUGUAAAUAAAAGCCAGAGCUCCAAUGAUACCUUUCCCACAGCAAUGCACAUCGCUGCUGCUAUAGAAGUCCACGAAGUGCUCUUACCAGGACUGCAGAAGCUACAUGAUGCUCUCGGUGCCAAAUCCAAAGAGUUUGCGCAGAUCAUCAAAAUAGGGCGGACUCACACUCAGGAUGCUGUUCCGCUUACUCUCGGGCAGGAAUUUAGUGGUUAUGUGCAGCAAGUGCAGUAUGCGAUGGCGAGAAUCAAAGCUGCGAUGCCGAGAAUCUAUGAGCUUGCAGCGGGAGGCUUGCCUUUUGUCACUGCUCCAAAUAAAUUUGAAGCUCUGGCUGCUCAUGAUGCUCUGGUUGAGCUCAGUGGAGCCAUGAACACCACCGCUUGCAGUCUGAUGAAGAUAGCAAAUGAUAUUCGUUUUCUGGGUUCUGGUCCUCGGUCAGGUCUGGGAGAGCUGAUCUUGCCGGAAAAUGAACCAGGAAGCAGUAUCAUGCCAGGCAAGGUGAACCCUACUCAGUGUGAAGCGAUGACCAUGGUCGCGGCCCAGGUUAUGGGGAAUCACGUUGCUGUCACCGUUGGAGGCAGCAAUGGACAUUUUGAGCUGAACGUUUUUAAACCAAUGAUGAUUAAAAAUGUAUUACACUCAGCCAGGCUUCUGGGGGAUGCUUCAGUUUCCUUCACUGAAAACUGUGUGGUGGGGAUCCAGGCCAACACGGAAAGGAUCAACAAGCUCAUGAAUGAGUCUCUGAUGUUGGUGACAGCUCUUAAUCCUCAUAUAGGGUAUGACAAGGCAGCAAAAAUUGCUAAAACUGCACACAAAAAUGGAUCAACCUUAAAGGAAACUGCUAUUGAACUUGGCUAUCUCACAGCAGAGCAGUUUGAUGAGUGGGUAAAACCUAAGGACAUGCUGGGUCCAAAGUGAUUGAAAUACGUUUAUAAUAACAAUAAACUUAUGUUAAAAUUUUAAAACGGGCUCUGUAUUUUUCUAAAUAAAAAAGGCUGCAUUUGAAAGGAUACUGUUAGACCUGCGAAUCUCUAGCAGAGUAAUUGGAUCAGA
Molecule: messenger RNA, 1495 nt
Organism: Octodon degus (degu)
Lineage: Eukaryota; Metazoa; Chordata; Mammalia; Rodentia; Octodontidae
Gene: Fh
Product: fumarate hydratase
Exons: 9
Coding region: 47-1360 (437 amino acids)
Biological process (GO): malate metabolic process; tricarboxylic acid cycle; fumarate metabolic process
Cellular component (GO): tricarboxylic acid cycle heteromeric enzyme complex; mitochondrion
Molecular function (GO): fumarate hydratase activity
Source: RefSeq, a predicted model, not a curated record